Ilex paraguariensis (yerba mate) is the source of this 771-nucleotide messenger RNA. The record is from the annotation of a GenBank genome assembly. NCBI's taxonomy places the organism in Eukaryota, Viridiplantae, Streptophyta, Magnoliopsida, Aquifoliales, Aquifoliaceae.
UCGGUUACUGCAACUACCUUCCCUGGAGAGGUACCAUCAAGUCUUAUCUCUAAUUUAUCAUUUUAUUUUCUCUUUCAGAUCUGAAUUUUCUUUUUUCCAAUAUUAUUAUUAUUUUUUGUGUGCUAAUUUUGCUGGAAGUUCCCUGAAUUUGCUUUCCUUUUGCUCCAAAGACCCGAAUUCUUCAUCCUGGUAUUUCAAGAUUCUUAUUGGUAAUGAUAAAAACCUAAACAUUGAUAUUUCCCACUAGUUAUUAAGCUAAUUUGGGCAACCAUUUGUCCUCAUAAUUGUUAAUUAUGUAUACUAGUGAAUGGUUCAAUUUUAGAUCUUAAAUUAUUCUUUAUCGUUUGGGUUAUGAAAGGGUUUAGUGGCUAUUUAGUAUCUAAUUUAUUUUUCUGAGUGAAAUUCUCUUCAAUCGUUUAAUGAAUUUUGAUGGGGUUGAGAAGAACUGAAAUCAACCUGAGGAGGUUGCUUGAAGCUGUUCCACACCAACAAAAUCAGUCAAAGCUCAUGCAUUAUGUUGCUACUUUACGAGAACAACUGGACCAACUGGCUGAAGAGAGAACCCCAGAAGGGCUACCCAGGGUUUCAAAAGCUAUGGUGAAUGAUUAUUCAGAGAAAAUUGAAGUGACCGCUGCUAUACUAGCAGUCCCUUCGGAGCCCUUUGCUUGGACAUCUGUCAGUGGAAGAAGCCCUUCUAAAGCAGAAGGGAAAAGUAUUUACCACUCUCCUGGAUUGAGGAGCAGAUUUGUGUGAUCAAUCAGCACCUGUCAA